Molecule: messenger RNA, 4551 nt
Organism: Amoebophrya sp. A120
Lineage: Eukaryota; Dinophyceae; Syndiniales; Amoebophryaceae
Source: the annotation of a GenBank genome assembly
GAGGGUCAUCAAUAUCCUCUGCCAGUCGAAAUACUUGUAGUCGUGGAGGCCCCGGGGCGAGCGGCGCGGCUGCGCGUUCCGUGUCCGUGCCACAACUAGCUCGACGAAACACCUGGAGCAGCCAAACACCUGGAGCAGCCGGCGCUGCGCGUGGACCACCUCCGCAGCAAGGAGGACGGGGGACGCCACCUUCCCCGGCCGCAGGACAGGCAAAUAGUAAAGCUGCCUCUUUUGUACAAAAUAACCCAUCUGCGGCUGGUGCACCAUCUUCUCAACAGCCGCCGGCACAGUCGGCUUUGAACCGGUCGAAAACCUGGGCCGAGAUGUUUAAGGAGAUCCCGCAAUACAUCCAGAACGCGAUUCCGGCAUUGCCGCCCCAGGAAUCCAACAUCCGGCGUAUUGCGAACUCCGUUUUCCAGAACCCAUUGACGAGUCUGUACAAAAUCAAGGAGGCCAUGAACGAUGACUUACGGUUGAAAGAGAUCGCGAUUCAGCAAACAAGGCUGUACUCCGUCAUCUGGGGCUGGGAUACCAUGUGGGUCAAGGACGUUUUCGUAUUUCAACAUUUACAUUUGCAAACUACGUUUAAAUAAAAUCUUUUCAAUCGUUCUCUUCCUGUUUAUCGGUUGCUUUCACUAGUCCUGUUUGCUUGGCGGGCGACGGGUCGUGUUGUUCCUGUCGCAUCCAAAAUGAGUGAUAAGCUCCUUUUUCGUUAUAUGAAUACCAGAUGGCCUGGGGUCCGCCGGAUCCGAACCACCCAGAGCGGGGCAACACGUACGAAAAAGUUCACACGGCGACCAUCCUGAACUUGGUCAUCCGGCAACUCUACAACGGGUACUGCGAAUUCACCGAGUUGUGCAUCGCCGAGCCGGUUCUGACCGGCGAGAUGGAGGCCUGGCGAGAUUUAUCACAGUGCACAACUCCCCCUCCCCUCAUUUGAUGUAUAGCAUAAGCGGCAAUACAAGGAUCAGCAAGAAUGCCGGUUUUGCAUGACAAAUCUAUAGUGGAUUGUACUACUGUUUGGAGUUCCUGAGUUUGUCAUGCAAACACUGCCAAGAGGCACAGCCUGGAUUUGGUGUUUUGCAUGACAAAUGAGGGGGAGGGGGAGUUGUGCACUGUCAUAAGAUUUGAUCGAGUUUGUGAAGCACAUUUCCUCUGCCGGCGACGACGAAGUAGAUGGGAUGCUUAUCCUGAGUAAAAACGUACCCACACCAGAGUCAAGAUGAGGAUUUUGCAACACAAACCUAGGAGUUUUAGGAGUCACGCAUGACAAGUUGCACUAUGCAGUGUAGUGCAGGUUAGCAAGUGCAGCCGCAUCACAGAUUCAUCUGCUCCUCCUGUUCACAGCAUCACGAAUUCCAAAACACGAUUGGAAAUGGCUCUCAUGGGGAUGCGCAUUACAAGUCUUUCUGUCUUUGCAAAUCUGCAUUACAACUCUGGUGUGGGUACGUUUUUACUCAGGAUAAUGCUCCUCGCGGGCGGCGGGGAUGACGGUUUCAGUCAGUACAACUAUUCCGAGCUGGACGGGCAAGAUGAACUUGAACAGUCGACGCUCGACGAUCAAAGCAUGUACGCCGGCGGGGCAGCAGGCGGUGGUGCUGGUGCAGGAGGAGGAGAAGUGAACCACAUGGCAACAACAUCAUCAACGACACUGCGGAACACAAAUGGCAGUGGGCGGAGACAACCAUCGGGGAAUCUACUAUCGGGUUCCACCGCUGGGACAACUGCACCCGGGAUGUCCUCCUCCGGGCUGUUGCAGAAAUUGAGGCGGGAUGCUUUUCGAUAUUUCGUGGUCAAGUUGUUCGGGACAUCAACCAGACCUUCUGGAACCACGGACUACAACUCUCUUGCAGGAGCGGCCCCGCCGGCUUCCAGUCCGCUGGCGUUGCGGCAAGGGGACCACGAUGGUCGUGCGCCAGUGAUGUCUCCAACUUCGGCCGCUGCAGUUCCACCUGCAGCUGCUGGCCCACCGAAACGAAGAAACCAGAGCUUUGUACGGGAAGAUGAAAUUCGAAUUCCAAGUACUGCGCAGGUUCCUGCAUCAGUAUCAGAAGAUCUUUAUGCCGGAAGCACUGGUCCCAUCCACGACGGGGUCGUAGUUGCCGCCACGCCGAAAGGGCAACAACGGCCGAGACGGUUCAGUCCUCGCGAGCUGCGGCAAGGUACUACUACUAGCCGAGAACAAGGAGGGACGGGAGAAAGUACCAGCCCGUCACGAAGUAGAGAUCACGAGUCCUUUUUGGCCGCUAACUUAUUCGAGGAAGCUGACGAGGAUGAAAUGAGUGACCUUGUGCUGCAAAAUCCUGAUCUACCAAAACUCGGCAACAAUGACCGUCCGCUCCGUUUUGACGAUAGUUUUACGCCGUCUGCUGCAGCCGCCGGGAGAAACAGUGGAUUACAUCUACAAUCAGAAUCACCUCACCUCUCAUCGUCCGAACUACCUCCCCCGGCAUUGGCGCAAGACGCCCUCGAAGAUGCUGCUGCUGCUGCAGGAGGUUUUUUUCAGAAACUAAAUCCGGUGAAUUUUCUUCCCCUUGUCGGAGCAAAGCUCGCGGGUCUCUUCCUACCCUCGCCGUUAUUACUGCAAGAAAACCAGCAAGCCGACUUGAUGUUGACGCAACAGCAGCAAGACGACGCGGUCUACCAGCGGGCUAUGGACAAUCUCCUGAUGGCGUCCAGCCUUUUCGGUUUGGUUACGACCCUGAUGGUGACGGGCAUUUUCGUUCUGUUAUUUUUGAUGUGUAUCGACAAGUGUUGCGGGGUUCUGCGCCUGUGUCGGCGUCGGAAGAAGCUGCAGAACGCGGAGGACAUUGCGAAGCGGACCCGCAGCUUUUAUUUUGAUUUAUGAAAUGCAAAAGCAUCGUACUAGUACAAAUCGCAUGACAAAUUUCCUCAGCAUGAGAAAUAAAAUUUGUCAUGCGGACUUCAUUUGAGAAAGCAAUUUGUAAUGCAUCACUGCGAUUACUACGAGUACAAUACUUUUGCACAGGAUAUGAUUACAUCAGCGGGCAUUUGCCGGAGGAGAUGUUUGUGGACCUGCAUCACGGGUCGUUGCACAAUUUCCACCACUAUGAAACGUAAAAAUGUCUGGGUCUGGGACAAAGCAACUUGUCAUGCUAAAUCUGCAACAUGUAAAAAACUGUGUUGCGUGAUUACCAAAAGCUGUCCACAUUUGACCUAAUCGAGAGGCAGUUUCUCAUGCAGGAAAGGCAUGAUGGAACACUCACAGAAUCUGUCAUACUAUGUCCUACAUAGCAGACCUCAUGGGUGAUGGAAAAUCUGCAUGACAAGUCUGGCACUCAUCUUCCAGGAUACCCAGACAUUUUUACAGUUGAUAACCACGACACGGCCGGCGCGGGAGCUCCUGACGGGUGCACUGGUAAAAAUGAGGAAAGUGCUGGAAGUUCGUGUCAUCAACACGUCGAUAACUACGAGAAUGAAAAGGCAAGAAGAGCAGCAGGAACUACAACGUCAAAUAACGAAAAUCUGCGGCGAGGUUCCGUGGCGAAGGAGGAACUACGCGGCAGCACCAGUCUCGCCGCCGCUCGACGGGCAUCUACGUCCAGCUCCGUCAAGAAGACGAGUGUCGCAACCUGCAGCAACAGCAACCUUUGUCUGCUGCUUCGCAAUGCGUUCCGCGGCGGUCGACGUCGAACAAGUUCUAGACAUUUUUCACAUUCUCCCGCCCGAAAUAGUGAAGCGGGUAGUUCGUCGGAGGUGGCCUCAUCAUCGGCUUCUUCGAUAAAGAGAAGUGAACGACUCAGGCACAGAGUUAAAAAAACUCGUCACUCGCCCGAUAUUAAGAAUGUUUCCCCCGCACAGGGCGUGGAUAAGGAUAGCAACUCUGGAGUCCUCGUACAGCCGCUCCGCAAGCAGCCCAGCUACGUGUAUGACGACAGGUGGAAAUAUAGUACUUCCAGCAAGCUGGUCGGAGAUCAAGAACAUGGUGGAGCUGCAACGAGAAGCUCCUAUAGUCCUGAGCACUACGAAGCGCUACGGGUUGAUGUACCGGUAGGUGGACUAGCAGUCCUCGACUAUACUGUCCCGGUCCACGAAAGAGGACAUUUUCAGCAAGAGAGAGUGACGAAGGACAAGGCACCGGAGAGCUCGUCCUUGGACGACUUCUUUAUCAGUAGUUGUGAACCACACAACUGAUGAAAGGCAAGGUAGUUGUGUUGUAGAUCUCUCAACAACAUCCAAAGAAAGCGAAAGCCACGAAAAUAGAAGCAUUGAUUUUGUUCAUUUCCAAACUUCUUCGUCGUACCACUCGUCAGUUUUAAUACUUUACUUCCACUCAGGACAAUCUAUCAAACCAAUGAGCUUUGACCUUGAUGCGAAACGCCAAAUGCAAAUGCUGGGAUAUGAAGAGAACCCUGCCUUGCCUGCAAAAAUGAUCGCUGUGAGGUGUAGUUUUUGUGCGAAAACGCCACGACAGGAUCUGCAUUCAAAAAGUGAGACGAAUACUGCACAGGGAGGAACACCCGCGACGAAAGAAAGAACAAAGAGAUAAUGACACCGGCGCGGUUCUUGUGGCCUGCUCUGAGAAGCUGC